This is a messenger RNA of Metarhizium album ARSEF 1941, 1014 nucleotides long. RefSeq names its product GTP-binding protein, orthogonal bundle domain protein. NCBI's taxonomy places the organism in Eukaryota, Fungi, Ascomycota, Sordariomycetes, Hypocreales, Clavicipitaceae. Gene Ontology annotation, molecular function: GTPase activity; GTP binding. The record is from RefSeq and is a predicted model, not a curated record. The coding region runs from base 1 to 1014 and encodes 337 amino acids. The transcript has a single exon. Gene Ontology annotation, cellular component: mitochondrion.
AUGGCACGCUUCGUGCCCCGCGACACGUUUGACAUACCGUCAUCCGUCCCAAAGACCUACUUCCUGGGCCACCACCACGCGGGCGCGAACAAGAUCAAGUCCCUCCUCUCCAGCAUAUCCCUCGUCCUCGAAUGCCGCGACUUCCGACUGCCCCUGUCCACGCGCAACCCGACACUGGAGCGCACCAUCGCCGGCCGAGACCGCCUGCUCGUGUACACCAAGUCCGACCUGGGCGCCGACACACCCGGCGCGCGCAGCACCCUGCAACGACUACACGGCGACAGGGCCAUCUUCUGGGACAAGAGCAAGCCCGCCGCCACAGAGGCGCUGCUGCAGCGACUCAAGCACGCCGCCGAGUCCCAGGACUCCCUGACGGGCCUGCGCACCCUGGUCGUGGGCAUGCCCAACGUCGGCAAGAGCACGCUGCUCAACGCGCUCCGAAACGCCGGCACGCCAGGCAAGAAGACCAAGGCCGCCAGGACGGGCGACCAGGCCGGCGUGACGCGCAGGAUCGGCACGGCCGUGCGCGUCGUCGAGCCCGCGGAGCGCGGCGGCGUCGCCGGAGGCGUGCUCGUGCUCGACACGCCCGGCAUCUUCCAGCCCUACGUCGACGACGGCGAGACCAUGGUCAAGGUCGCCCUCGCUCACGGCCUCAAGAAGGGCCUCAUCCCCGACGACCUGCUCGCCGACUACCUGCUCUUCCGCAUGAACAGGUGGGACCCCGGGCUGUACCGGCGCUACUGCCACCCGACCAACGACGUGACCGAGUUCCUGGCCGCCGUUGCGCGGCGAGACGGCAAGCUCAAGGCGGGCGGCGCGCCCAACUGGCACGAGGCCGCGGCGAGGGUGCUGUCGCAGUGGCGCGACGGCAAGCUGGGCAGGUAUGUGCUGGACGAGCUGGGCGUCGAGCACAUCCGCGCCCACGACGCCAUGGUGGCCCGGCCGGCGCUGAGCCUGCACCAGGCCAAGAAGGCGCACAAGGAGGCGCGGAAACGGGAGAGAAUGGGAGACUGA